UGCAUAAUUCUAUAUAUUAUACGAAAUUGUGCCAUUAGCUCCAUCACCUCCAUGUAAUGUAAGUACGAUGAUAGAGCAGAUUAUUUAAGAUUAGUUAGCUUGCUUAAUUAGGCAGGACGAUCGAUCAGAUCACAUCCGGUCAUAAAUAAGAAUGGCUUCUCCAGCUGCAGCAGAUGUAUCAAUAAGUAGGCUUGAAAUAAAGGGCAGUGACAAAUACAGAUCCAUCCUUGCAGAAGAAGCCGAAAACAUCCAUUGGAGGCAUGGCGGCCCUCCCAUCUAUGACGACGUUAACAAGCUCUUUGAAGAUGGCAGAACCCAAGUAUGGGCAAAGGGAUCAUUAGAAGAGACGGUUCAAAAUGCAGUGAAGUCGUGGGAAAUGGAGCUUUCUCACAAGACUCGAAUUCAAGAUUUCAAAACUAUUAAUCCAGACAAAUUCAAGCUCUUUGUUAAUGGUAUCUACCUAUUUCAUUUCAUACUUCCGUAAAUAUAGGGAUAAAUUAUUUAAAUAGGAUUAAAAUAUAGUCAAAGUCUACAAAAAGAAUCACUAUUUUCUCUCUCUAAAAUAUGAAAGAUACUCUUCAUACGGUUGACUAUUCAUAAAUAAGAAUAUAUAUACUUGGAUCAUUC
Messenger RNA from Cuscuta epithymum, 627 nucleotides. Lineage: Eukaryota; Viridiplantae; Streptophyta; Magnoliopsida; Solanales; Convolvulaceae. The record is from the annotation of a GenBank genome assembly.